This is a messenger RNA of Osmia bicornis bicornis, 2053 nucleotides long. Its product is annotated as androgen-induced gene 1 protein-like. The transcript has 5 exons. The record is from RefSeq and is a predicted model, not a curated record. Gene Ontology annotation, cellular component: endomembrane system; membrane. Lineage: Eukaryota; Metazoa; Arthropoda; Insecta; Hymenoptera; Megachilidae. Bases 195 to 905 code for a protein of 236 amino acids.
UGGGGUACGAUCAGCUAUCAGUUCGUGGCCGGCUUUCCAUUAAAAUUGUUCUGCAUCGUGGAUCAACGAGGUUUGCCAUCUGCCCGUGGCCCGUUUACACGCUCUCCCGUUUGCCACUGGGUGCAUGCACCUCGAUCGAAAGGUUCGGGAAACAGGUCUUGCAUCGCCGACGCCUCCACCAGUGUUUCGUCAAAAUGGCAUGGACCAUAAAUCAGUUGUUUCACGCGAAGGCGUUUUUGGUUUCUGCAUACACGGUAUAUAAAACGUAUUUGUUGGUCAUUCCUGUAGUAACGAACCAGUACAAAAAUUUCGAUGUAGGACAGUGGAGAUAUUUAACAUUCUGGAAUCUGAUCAUUCAAGCAGUAUUUUUCUUUAUAUGCGUACUGAACGAUUGGUUCGGUACAAACACCGUCAGUCCCAAGAAGCCACCGUUCAUACGUAAAUUAAAAGAUUAUGUACACGCAGCUUUUGCUUUUCCAACCGCGAUGUUCGUUGCGACAAUUUUCUGGUCUUUGUACGCCAUCGACCGUGAACUGGUAUUUCCAAAAGCUCUUGAUCCUUAUUUUCCAUGGUGGUUGAAUCAUCUCAUGCACACAACGAUUGUAGCCUCUAUUUUAAUAGAGAUAAUUGUAGCACCAAGAAAAUAUCCAAAACGAUUAAAGGGUAUCCUAGGCAUCCAAGCACUUAUGGUAUCUUAUUUAAUAUGGAUGCUUAUAAUAUUCAGCAAAAGCGGUGUCUGGGUAUACCCAAUAUUUCACGUGUUGAACUUGCCCACGCGAACUCUGUUCUGUAUUACAAUGUUGGCGUACAGCACGGUACUUUAUGUGAUAGGAGAAUCGUUGGACAACUUCAUCUGGGGUAACGAAUACAUUAAACACCAAAAAUCUCACGCUAAGAGCAAGUAGCCUCGCCCGGGGAUUAGGUGCCGAGUUCGAUCUUACUUUAAUCUCCUCCCUCCAUUAAGGUGGCGGUGAAUAAAAAGAAAGACGACAAGUUUUCUACCUUCCCCAAUCCUUAACCCCGUCCGUUACGAACGUUACAGCAUGCAUGCGUGUCAUCAAUUGAAUUACAUCAUUUGAAAGUCUAGUAAUAAUGGUGCAUGCAGAAAAGCAACGCAUUUAUUUCUAACACGUUGGCUGCGGAAACAAUUCCAGAACAAACAAAUUUACGCGCUAUACGCGUCAGCUGUGGCGAACGUGUUAACCGAAAUGCUCAAGAAACAAUACGGUCAUUCAUUUCUUCACCGGAAUACGUUACGGAGCUGAAGCAUGUAAAUGAUCUUUUCGUAUGGCUUGUGCGUUUCGUGUGCAAUAAAAAAAAAGGGAAGACUAAUCAUUGUAACGACAUACACUACACGCACUGUAGUGCCUGAUGUAAAUUAAGUGUAUAAAAAAACACUAGCAACACACAUACGUGCAAACAAUAAAACGAUUAUUAUAUUAUGUUCUUUUUUAUACGUUCGAUAACUUUGUUUAUUUUUUGUUUGUGUAAUCGAAUAAAUAAAAAAUGACAAAAUAUGAAAAGAAAAUAGCUACACGCGGUGCAUGCAAAUAAGAAAGUAAAUGUACAUGUAGUUUACACGUAUCGAAUAUACAUAUGUAUAUGUAUUGUUCCGCGUUUUUAAGGUGUGUAUUAUUACACACGUAUACACAUACUUUGUACACACUUUUUCUCGAAACUAAAAUCCGACUGUAUUUGUAUCGAGUGUAGGAAAAAAAUACGUAGCCGAGAAUAUCGGACCGGAUUUGAAAGCAUAAGAAUAUGGCGAGUUGAACAAGAGGAUCGUGCAUUUGCGGACAGAUUGAACAGAGAUAUCGUUAAUUGUACCUGCCCAUCGUUUCAAAGAAGACACAAAGCCAAAUGUCGCAGCUAGAAAUGCCUUUAACAUUUGUAUUAGAUCUUGCUAGGAAAAUGAAAUUCCACUUCCUUUCUUUUUUGUAUGAGAUACAAAAAUAAGAUGUUUAAUCGACAAGGAACACAGGGUUUGUUAACACUACAUUUGUUUUUCUACCAUUAUUUUUGAACAGAAAUGAAUAAAAGACAUUGUUCUUAA